Molecule: messenger RNA, 1542 nt
Organism: Uranotaenia lowii
Lineage: Eukaryota; Metazoa; Arthropoda; Insecta; Diptera; Culicidae
Exons: 1
Coding region: 1-1542 (513 amino acids)
Biological process (GO): DNA integration
Molecular function (GO): nucleic acid binding
Source: RefSeq, a predicted model, not a curated record
AUGCGGGCCUCAGUCUUGCACCAUCGUUCCUGGAAGCCAGUUAUCAUCUACGAAAAAUAUGCGUCUUGGGAAAAACUGCAACGAGUGGUUGCAUACGUGCUGCGAUACAUUCACAACCGAUUAAAAUUGCAACCUAGGUACGACUCACAUCUCCAACAACACGAACUGAAAUCUGCCGAAGAAAACAUUAUUCAAAUGGUUCAGUUCGAGUGUUUCUCCGAAGAAAUAGCUGCCUUAAAAGAGAAAAGCCCAGAUCUAAAUCCUAUCACUGAGAAAAGUCCACUCUAUAAGCUAGCGCCCACAAUUGACGAUCGAGGGCUCCUGCGGCAAACUGGUCGUAUUGGAGCAGCAAAGGAAGUACCCUACGACACGAAGUUCCCAGUAAUACUUCCAGGAAAACAUUACGUAACCGAGCUGUUAGUUGACCAUUUCCAUCGUAAAUUCUGCCAUCGAAACUCCGAAACAAUCGUAAACGAGUUGCGCCAGGUUUACGAGAUUCCUAAUCUACGCGUUUUGGUUAAAAGCAUCGGUCGCAAGUGUCUCUUGUGCCAAAUACGACGCACACGACCAGUCAACCCGCCAAUGGCUCCGCUUCCUCCGGCACGCUUAGCGCAUCACGAGCGGGCUUUCACCUAUACCGGACUAGACUAUUUCGGACCCUUACUCGUCAAGAUAGGACGAGCCAACGUAAAAAGGUGGAUAGCCCUCUUCACGUGUCUUACGACAAGAGCCGUCCAUCUGGAAGUCGCUGAUAGUCUCACCACUGCGUCGUGUAUUUCUACCGUGCGAAGAUUCGUAGGUCGCCGUGGGGCUCCAGCAGAGUUUUACAGCGAUAACGGAACAAACUUUCAGGGAGCCGAGCGGAUUUUAAGACAUCAAAUAAGCCAGGGGUUAUCGGAAACCUUCACUUCUAGCGAUACAAAGUGGAGCUUCAUUCCACCAGGAGCUCCGCAUAUGGGCGGCGCGUGGGAGCGCCUCGUACAAUCGGUAAAAGCGGCCAUGAACGAGGCAUACUGCGAGGGUAAGCUGGAUGAUGAGGGCCUACAGACUUUAAUCGUAGAGGCAGAGCGAAUUGUAAAUACAAGGCCUCUUACAUACUUACCACUGGAUUCGUCCCACUCUGAAGCUCUAACUCCCAACCAUUUCCUGCUGCUGAACUCCAAUGGUAAAAGAAGGAUUAACGACGAGGAUAGCUCGCGGGUAGAUUAUGCACUAAAAACCGUGGACUUCGAAGCGAGAAGAAGUCACUUGGGAGCUUCCUGGGAUUUAAUACAGCGUCAGUUGGAAACUUUCUGGAAACGAUGGUUGACGGAGUAUCUUCCGGUUAUCCGGAGACAAUCAAAAUGGUUCGAAAAGGCUCGACAACUAGAAGCAGGUGACCUAGUAUUGGUAACGGAUCCAACUAAACGGUGCGGCUGGGAACGAGGUCGUAUCGAUCGUGUGCUGAUGAAUGAUGAUGGCCAGGUGCGAAGAGCGGUGGUUCAAAUAGGCAAGACAAAGCACGUUCGUCCGGUGCUCCAGAUUAGCUCUUCUAGAUGUUAA